Messenger RNA from Penicilliopsis zonata CBS 506.65, 642 nucleotides. RefSeq lists its product as hypothetical. The transcript is spliced from 3 exons. Gene Ontology annotation, molecular function: zinc ion binding. Bases 60 to 572 code for a protein of 170 amino acids. The record is from RefSeq and is a predicted model, not a curated record. NCBI's taxonomy places the organism in Eukaryota, Fungi, Ascomycota, Eurotiomycetes, Eurotiales, Aspergillaceae.
AUCAGAAACAUAUUUAAAGCCGCCAUAGCUGUGGAUUUUACCUGUCAAGAUCAUCAAUCAUGGAACUAGCAGCCAGCGAUACUAUUCCGACUGAUACUGUUGAACCAGUUCCAGUGCAGAAAGCGGCCAUAAGCCCAGAUGAUACCAAAGUACAACCUCCACGAUAUGAGGAACACAAAAAAGAAGCACCUGCUCCAUUUCAACCUCAGAGGGUGGAACUGACCCGGCUCGGUGAAAUGCCAGGCUUCAUCAACUGUCCAACUUGUAAGCAUGAUGGACUGACAAGAGUGAGCAAGGAAAGCUCAUCUUCCACAAAGAUUACAGCUUGUUUAUGCUGUCUCUUCGGCGGGGUGAUCUGUGUCUUUCUUCCCUUCUGCAUGCAACUGUGCUAUGAAAACUACCAUUACUGCUCAUACUGUGGGCAGAUGGUGGCUAUCGUGAAGCAUAAUGGUGAGGUGCAGGUAAUCCCUCCUACAAUGCACACACAUCUGGGACUGGGCUGGUUCAGCCACCGCGGGCAGCUGCAAUUCGGUAUAGUAAAUAGGCAUAGUUACUUGCUUGUAUUUAUUUAGUAAUAUAAUUAAUUUUAUAUACAGUUCCUAAGAUUAAUUUAGGGAUUAGAGAUUAAGGAUAUUUGGCCAA